Messenger RNA from Nomia melanderi (Alkali bee), 902 nucleotides. Its product is annotated as tropomyosin 2. NCBI's taxonomy places the organism in Eukaryota, Metazoa, Arthropoda, Insecta, Hymenoptera, Halictidae. Gene Ontology annotation, biological process: detection of chemical stimulus involved in sensory perception of smell; sensory perception of smell. Gene Ontology annotation, cellular component: plasma membrane. The record is from RefSeq and is a predicted model, not a curated record. Gene Ontology annotation, molecular function: olfactory receptor activity; odorant binding.
GUUACCCGCAGAAGAAUGCACACGCUACCCCUCUCGUUCGCGUUACUCUCGUACAGUGGCUACUGGAGGCCGCCAAAAUGGCCGGCUGAUUCGUUCAAGUACCGGCUGUACAACGUUUACUCGGUGUUGAUGGUCUCUUUGCUGUACUCGUUCACGUUCUAUGCGUUCGUCGAUUUCGCGAUCAGCAAAGACCUCAAGGCCACCACCGACAAGUCUUCGCUGUUCAUCUCCGUGCUGGGGGUCAGCAUAAAGGUGGCUAAUCUGUUUCUGAAACGCGAGAAGAUCGUCGGCGUGGUCGACAGUCUGUUGAACGAGAAUUGCAUACCCAGGGACGAGGAGGAGAGGAUCAUACAGAAGAAGUUUGACUCUCAUGCCAGAAAGCUGACGUUGUACUGCGAAAUCCUGAACGAGUCUGCCGCGUCUUUCGCGACGGUGGCGCAAUUUAACAAAUUCAUCGGCACGAGGACAUUGCCCGUGUCUAAUUGGGCACCGUACGAUCUAUCCUCGCAAGAGGUGUUCGUAAUAUCAUUGUUGCAUCAAACGUUCGGUUUGUUGGUCUGCGCGAACGCCAGCGUCGGCCACGAAACUCUCAUCUCCGGAUUAAUGAUCCAGGUCAGCGCGCAAUUUGAGAUAUUUUGUCAUCGAGCCCGAUCGCUGCCGUCCUUGCUGAGAAAAGCGAAGAGGGACAGCGUGUCGGCGGAGGAUUUGAGAAACAAGAGGAAACAAAUCCUGAAAGACGUAGUGGAGCAGCACCUGGGCAUCUACAAAGCGUGAAAGUAUGCGACGCCAUUUACGAAAUGGAUUGGACCUCUCUGCCGGUGAGCAUAACGAAGGACUUGCUGAUGAUCAUAAAGAGAUCGAAGAAGCCUGUUAAAAUGUCUAGCGCCCACAUCGUCAGUCUG